CUUUUGCCAGCUAUCCUUCUUCUUCCGCCCAAUUGGGCGAUUCGUUAUCUUGAGCGAGUCAUAGAUAGAAUUCCGUGUCCUCAGUCAGUACACCACCUACUAAUCGAUCUCUAUGCUCGCCACCCAGAUGCUGCUGUCAAGGCAACUGAGACCAGUGAUAACAAUACUUCCAAUAGCGACCCUUUAAUGGCUUAUCUGGAACGUGCAAGUGCCUGUGCGCUAAGUAUUGUCUCUUCGGGACAUCUACUACUUCCCGGCGGGACUCACGACUUUGGUGAAACAGAAUUAGACGGUCGGGGAAACAUAGAAUCAGACGAUGAGUUCGGAAUCUACGCUAGUCGCUUAAGGACUGAGCGCGCCAGCACAAUUCGGGCAGACGAAAACGAUUUGUCUCUUGCAUGCGAUUUUGUCACUACCUCCCCUCGAACAGAAUUAGAGCAAGGAUCCGUCUGCUAUCUCCCUCGUUCAAGUAUUUUACUCGACUCCUGCCACUCCAUCUGUGCUACUCGAGGCACACUCUGCCUCUGGGAGAUUAACAUGAGGCUAAAGCCCCUGAGUAAUCAUCAUGGUCAAACCUUCGCUUCAUGGACCAUGUCCAUGGUAAAACAGACCUACUUUUAG
This is a messenger RNA of Protopolystoma xenopodis, 621 nucleotides long. The record is from the annotation of a GenBank genome assembly. NCBI's taxonomy places the organism in Eukaryota, Metazoa, Platyhelminthes, Monogenea, Polystomatidea, Polystomatidae.